CUCUUUCCCUCAUCUGGCCUAAUUCACUCUCUCUCUACAGCCAUCUAAUAUCUGUAUCUAAAUCGUGUGUGUCUCUCUCCAUCAUUUGCGAAACUCGAGAGAGAGAAAACCCCUUCGCCAAACCCUAACACCAAUUUUUCUCCACUGGAUCGUGUAGAAAUUCUCUCUCUGGUCGAUACAUUUGAAUUCGGAUCUUUCAUUUUCUGAUUCAGAGGUGAACCAAUUCGGAUUGGGAGGCAGCUAUGACUCGGCGGUGCUCCCAUUGCAGUCACAACGGCCACAACUCACGGACGUGUCCGAACCGUGGAGUGAAGCUGUUUGGAGUUCGAUUGACCGAUGGAUUGAUCAGGAAGAGUGCGAGUAUGGGUAACUUGACCCACUACACCGGAUCAUCAUCCAAUACCAGUACUCCUCAAAACGGUGUCGCUCACGACUCUCCUGGCGACACCCCCGAUCGCGGUGCCGCUGCCGAUGGUUAUGCUUCCGAGGAUUUCGUGCCCGGCUCAUCUUCGAGCCGAGAAAGAAAAAAAGGUACUCCAUGGACUGAAGAGGAACACAGGAUGUUUCUGCUUGGUUUGCAAAAGCUUGGCAAAGGUGAUUGGCGGGGCAUAGCACGCAAUUAUGUAAUUUCAAGAACACCUACUCAGGUGGCCAGUCAUGCCCAGAAGUAUUUCAUCAGGCAAAGUAAUGUGUCUAGGAGAAAAAGACGUUCCAGUUUGUUUGAUAUUGUAACAGAUGAAUCACCCGACACGCCAAUGGUAUCAGGGGCUGUCUAUGCUGUUAACCCUCCCCAAGCAGAGACACAAAGUGACAACCCAUUGCCUACUGCUGCUGUGGAUGAUGAAUGUGAAUCAAUGGAUUCUACCCACUCUAACAACACUGAAAGUGUACCUCAAAAGCCAGAUGGCUCACAAUGCGCUUAUCCAGUUCUAUAUCCUGCUUAUAUCGCCCCAUGCUAUCCAUUUUCUUUUCCAUUUUGGUCGGGGUAUGGUGCAGAGCCAGCAAAAACAGAAACUCAUGAAGUGCUUAAGCCAACAGCAGUUCACUCGAAGAGCCCAAUUAAUGUUGAUGAGCUGGUUGGCAUGUCGAAACUGAGCUUAGGGGAUUCCCUUGGCGAAGCAGGGCCAUCCUCGCUCUCACAAAAACUGCUCAAUGACGCCUCUAGGCAGUCAGCUUUCCAUGCUAAAACUGCCCCCGACAGUUCCGACAUGAACUCAAGCAGCAGUCCAAUCCAUGCAGUUUAGAAGCUAAGAGUUCCAUACUUUCCAUAUGGAGAUUGUAGGUUAGCUCAGUACUGGUGAGCUCUGGAGAUUUCCUGUUAAUACAAAGACAAUAAUGUGUAGUCUGGUUUGGAUUAUAGUUGCCGGGCACCUUAAUAAGCUUGGGUUUAGGGAUCAUUAACUUAUGUCAGUUUUUGCCUUGUAGGCUGUAGCAACUCCUGUCUGAAAUUAUUUGAAUCUUCUGAAAAUUUUGAUUUUUAAGUUCUUUUGUGUCGUCAACGUUCAUUGCUGGUUACAUUCUACUUAGAACACUUGAGCUGUUAAUAUUUUUUGGUAAAAAACAUUUUCAUAGCAAAUCUAUGUAUUAUAUGCAUGGAGGGGCCUCUUAUAAUUAGCAUUGAUAUGGUUUUUCAGGAAAGAGGAGAGAGAAUCAUUGUAUAGUCAAUUGUGACAUGGUCUGUUAGUUUUCAGCAGAAAAUGAGGUACGGUUUUGUUGGUAAUUAGUUCUUGAUUGUGGAGGACAAGGCUCCUGUAGGGAAGGAUCUGG
This is a messenger RNA of Ilex paraguariensis (yerba mate), 1767 nucleotides long. Lineage: Eukaryota; Viridiplantae; Streptophyta; Magnoliopsida; Aquifoliales; Aquifoliaceae. The record is from the annotation of a GenBank genome assembly.